AUGGCGAGUCUCAUAGGGGGAACUUUGUUCGAAAUCAGCGGACAAGGGCCAGCUCCAAUGAAGGAUUACUUCCAUCUUCAAAUAACAAAAACAGAAGUGAUUUGGAGAUGGUGGAAGAUUUCUUUGAGAAGCGAAAGCACAAAACCUGGAGAAUUCAGGGAGUCACACUCUGAUUAUCUGGAGAACAGCAUGUUACAGAGCCAGGUCAGAGUGGCAUUCGGUACUCGCAUCAUGCAGCAUACUCAAGCGCUAUGUGAGGGACACUUCGAUUACCUGGAACGCCUUCCCGAACGACUCCUACUUCGGAUCAUGACCUACCUCAAUUUAGAAGACAUUGCACGACUUGGACAAACGUCUCACGCUUUCAGAAAGCUGUGUGUCUCAAAUGAAUUUUGGGAACACACUUUCAGGGCUCACUACAACACAGUUCCCGAAGGUGUGGAGAUGUUGGCCAGUGAGCUAGGAUGGAAAACUGUUUUCUUUACCAGUAAGCUUCAGCUGCAGAUGCAAAUAAGUCGGCGAAGACAAAUGACUGAGGAGGAAAAUUGCCAAGAUAGGAAAGAGUGCACUAUUCCAAGUUUGAGCUACAUAAGUGACAAUGACCGAGGGGAUUGUACUACCCUGGAGUGAGAAUCCCUCUUCUCUACAUACAUAUCGUACAGAGAAGAUUAACUGGAGCAUAAGUAUAGAUCACCAUGACAAAAAAUAGUUAAGGUGAUUUCCACAUCAUGUUUUGGAAUUGCAUACACUGAUUUUGUAUCCUGAACGUUGCUUGCAGUUGUUAAUGAACAAGUUGUAAUCCUCA
Sardina pilchardus (European sardine) is the source of this 805-nucleotide messenger RNA. RefSeq names its product F-box protein 36b (gene fbxo36b). Gene Ontology annotation, molecular function: protein binding. NCBI's taxonomy places the organism in Eukaryota, Metazoa, Chordata, Actinopteri, Clupeiformes, Clupeidae. The record is from RefSeq and is a predicted model, not a curated record. The transcript is spliced from 4 exons. The coding region runs from base 1 to 630 and encodes 209 amino acids.